Cuscuta europaea is the source of this 1368-nucleotide messenger RNA. The record is from the annotation of a GenBank genome assembly. Lineage: Eukaryota; Viridiplantae; Streptophyta; Magnoliopsida; Solanales; Convolvulaceae.
CUUUGCACAAAGCCUUCAACAGAAGACGACGUCCUCUAUUUCCGGCUACAUCGAGGUUUGCUUCGAUUAUCUUUUUCAAUUUUACCACAUCCCUAUCAGGCUUGCCUUCUAAAAGGCAUACUUUAUUUUUAUUUUCAAUCUGCCUGAUAUGCAAUAAAUAAACUUCUAGAUAAUAGAGAUCUAAAUCAGUUAAUGAACUGAAUUGUGAAUUUUAUUGUUCUUUGUUCAUGAAUCACGCUUAGCGGUAAACUGUUGUCAAAUUUUAUGAUUCCUGGCGGUCCUUUGUUCAAUUGUUCGCAUGUAGUUCACUCAAGAAACCAUUUUGGCGGAUUAGCUUGAUGCGUAAUGGCCAGUGUUUGUCGAAGAAAAACCACAUCAGGCGCAAGAAAUGAUUUCAUAAGUCAACUCCCGGCAGAGCUGAAGGAAUCAAUUCUAGGGUUGCUGAACAUACGUGAAACCGCCAGAAUGGCUGUGCUUUCAACUUGCUGGAAGGAUGCCUGGUAUGCUCACGGCCAGCUGGUUUUUGAUUUGGACUUCUUCUCAUUUUCCACAAUAUCACGGUGAAGAUGAACCCAUAGAUUGCACCGAAAUAAUAAACCGAUGUCUCAUGCUCCGGACAGGACCCGUUAAGAAAUUUACACUGGUGAUUUCACACUUUGAGCAUUAUAAUAUCCAUAGAAAAAUUCUCUCACCACUCUCAGCGGAUAUAGAUCGUUGGUGUCUGUUUCUGUCGAGAAAUGGCAUCGAGGAACUUCACAUCUCUAUUGUGAUAUUCUCAAAGAAACAUAUACUCUUCAUGAUUGUAUAGUCACUUGCCCAACAAUUAAGCGACUCGCACUUGGUGCGUUGGAUUUUGGCUUCCCUGUUAAUUCACAAAGUGUGUUUCCUGGCGUCACUUCAUUGGCUUUUGACUAUGUUUUAUUUCAGCCUGAUCUCACUGGAACAGUCUAUAGUGUUCCAAAUCUCGAGAAUCUCUCUUUUGACAAUUGUCCUCAGAUUCAAAAUUUUGUGAUUAGCGCGCCAAAACUCAAGUGCUUGACUACUGACCGUAAUUUUCGAAGGGUGACUGAUUUCAGAUGGUUUGUGCUCCAUUUUGCUGUAAUCAGUACUCUUCAUUUGCAUGUAGAUUUGUUGUCGGUUUCACCUGAUGCAGUAGCUGCACAGACGUUCCCAAAUGCAACAAAUCUGAGAGUCGUUGUGAUUCAUAAUGCCAGUUUUUUUGGUGCGGAGCACUUCACUUUUGUUAUUGAAUUGAUUCAAAAAUGCCCAAAGCUAUGUGAACUUGGAAUUGAGACAUGGGAUUAUACAGAGAUGCAACGAUGAAGAUGUUUCCAGACAUUUGGCGAAUCCCUACAGCUGUGUUAUUAA